UGCUUCAACUGACACAUAUUGUUUUGAACUUUUCUGAAAAUGCUAACAAAUACUAUUUUUAUUCAAGAGUCUUUUCCACGAUUGUCGAUACAUUCAUUUUAUUAUGUUGAUAUGUAUUUACCCUGAAGUUAUUCAGGAAGUCGUAGAGGAGGGGGCUGGAACUUGGAGGCCUCGACAUUUGACAACUUUGGUAGGAGUAAAAAAAUCCUACCUUGGAACAUCUGAAUUAACUAUUGAAAAAAAAAACGUACAUAGUAAACAUGCAGCUGAAAUACAUAUGUUCAGUAUGGUUCCAGUUUAUAUCAGUUUUUAUGAUCAGUCAGUGGAAGAUUACUGAAGCUCAUGGACAAAAAAAUCUUGUACAUGAAGAUUCAAAUUACAAGUGCACUAUUGAGGAACACACAGGUCGACAUGGGGUUAUUAAAAGUCCUGGAUAUCCUCAGCCAUACAAUAACCACACUUGUGUGAUAUACAUUAUUAAUGUAAAGGGACCGGAUGAGGUGGUUACAGUCAGCUUUGAUGACUUGGAUGUUGAAGAAAGCAGCAGGAUGUGCCUCAGCCCUCCUUGUUGCGAUCAUAACUGGUUAAAGGUAGGACCAUUACUCCAAGCCAAGUUCAAGCACUACUGUGGACAGGGAAAGGCCCGACCAGAUCCAGUAAUUAUACAGGGAAAAGCAUUAUGGAUCAAAUUCUUUACAUCAUCUGUUCUCAAAGGGGCAAGAGGAUUUAACCUAUCUUAUAUUGUAGGUGAUAAGAAUGCAGAUCAAUGUCAAGAUAACGAGUUCCAGUGUAACAAUAAAAAAUGCAUUCUCAACAGAUGGCGCUGUAAUGGAUUUAAUGAAUGUGAAGAUGGAUCUGAUGAGAUAUCAUGUUCAGAUAAGACAAAUCCUACUCCAUGUUUAGAGGGAUGGUUUCAUUGUAACAAUCAACAAUGUAUAGAUGAAUCUUGGACCUGCAAUGGCAUCAAUGAUUGUGGAGACUGGUCUGAUGAGGCAUUUUGUGAAGAAAAAUGCAGUGUUACAGAGUUUAGGUGUCACUCAGGAAACAGCUGUAUUCCAACAGAAAAUCGUUGCAACAUGGAACCAGAUUGUCUAGAUGCCAGUGAUGAGCUUGAUUGUGACUGUGGUCCUAACCAGACAAGAUGUAGCUUCACGUCUUCAAACUGUUAUAAUGUUGUCACUGAGAGAUGUGACAGAAAAUUUGAUUGUCCUAAAGGUGAAGAUGAGAUGGGGUGUAGCAAAGACUGUGAUAACAGUAUUACCUGUUUAUCUGGAUUUGGUUGUUACACAGUGGAGCAGCAUUGUGAUGGUAAUCCUCAUUGUGGUGAUUUUUCAGAUGAAAUGAACUGCGAUUCUCUCUCUUGUCGAUCAGAAAGGGGUGGUUUCCUCUGUGGCAAUGGUCGCUGUAUACACAACACUUGGAAAUGUGAUCGUGUAGAUGAUUGUGGAGAUGGUAGUGAUGAAAAAGUCUGUGUGAAGAACAGUGUUAUUACAGCAGCUGUAAUGGGCUCAUUAAUUUGUGGCCUGUUACUGGUGGUUGCUGUUAGUUGCAUGUGUAAACUUUUUGCCCUGCGGUACUUGGAACAUCAUCCAGAUUAUUCUAGACAGACUCCACUCUCACGACUGGAGCAAGAGAUCAUGUAUCGAGAGCCUCCACCAUCCUAUGCUGUUGCAGUUAGCCACGACAGACCCGAUAUACCAAAUCUGAAUUCACGUCGAUUUCGGUCACAGCAGAUCCGAAGAGCUAGAAGACUAUCACGCACUCAUCGACAAACACAGCGUUCACCAUGCAGUUUGAUCAAUAAUACCACUCUUGUGGAGCCUUCUCCAGCAUCUUCACAGAGGCCUCUUUUAUCUUCCCCUUCUUUAAGUCCCUCUGGUAGCACACAAUCGAGAUCUAGUUACCAUUCCCAGACAUUAGAAAAUACAAGUGAAAGUGAUGUAAGUAUAUCAACAACUACCACUUUUGUUCAUAAUUCGGAUUACGAGGGAGAACGUGCUUGUAUUGCUGACAAUCAGCGGAGUGUCCGUAAAAAGUCUUCCUCCUCACAGCAGACUGUGCUCCCACUGUCUUCAAGGUCAGUAAAGUAUGACCAGGAGUCUGAGAUGGAUUCAUCUUGUGUAGCUCAAAGGGAAGAAGGCAGCAGUGGCAAUAAAAACAAACCUCAAGGAAGUAGUGAUGAAUGUAUCCAAAUUGACCUAGGAAGACUUGACAUUCAUCACUCUUGUGAAAGUCUGACCUCAGCAGUUGAAAAUUGCAACCCCUCUGAUACAAUGCCAUUAAUAUCGUAACAAAGAAUUUAGUAAGGAAGUGAUACUUCUGUAUUUCAAAAAUUAUGAUUACCGUGUCUACUACUGACAAAUGUUAAUAUAUUAAUGUCAACAUAAAUUUAUCCAACCAUUAUUGAAGCUUCUUUUAGCAGAUGAGGUAUGUUGCUAUUAAAACUUCCCAGUGAAUUGCUUGUAUUUUUAUUGCUGCUUCUCAAUGUAUGACCUCACUGUUCACAGAUCUCCCACCCCCCAUACACAUGCACUUUUUUCUUCUUGUAAAGAUCCUAUCAAAUGGAUUAUUUCUAAAAUGAGGUAAAUAGGUUUUACUACAUAUGUGUAGUGAUUAAGUAGAAGUAAAAUAUAGUACAAUAUACACAAGAACUAUAUUUUUAUAUGAAGAGUAACAAAAACAAGGUCAGACUUGCUAACUUCUGUGAUAAAUGUUUUAAACAUAUAUCUGUAGUCCAUGUAAUUAGUAAAUUACAAUAUGUAUGAUUUUGUGUGUGUGUUUAUUAGAAACAUAUGUACAAGUCUGUAGAUAAAUGAAAGAGGUCAGUAUCAAGUUACAUUUUUUAACUCUGAAUGUGAUCUAAGAUGUCAACUCCCCAUAUGUUGCCAACUUUUUAGAAAACAAAACAAUAAUUCCUUUCAUUCUAAGUUUAAAUAUUUAAAGUAUAAAUCUUUAAUACUCCCUUAUGUAGUGCUAGUUAUGCAAAAGAAGUCCUUGAUUUUUAUUUUUUGUUGUUUCUGGUACUGAACAUGCAGGUACCAAACAUUUGUCAAAAUACUAAACUGUGACAUCAACAUUCUGUUAUGUUUUAAGGUUUAUGGUCAUUAAUUAAUAUUUAAACAAGUUUCACAUAUUUUUUGAUAGAUUGCUUAAGCAGAGUAUUCAUGAUGAAAUUUUGUAGAAUGGAGGGCAACUGCCUGUUGUAGAGGAUGAUGUUUCAAAAGUUUUCUGUCUUUCGUCUUCAGGACCUGAAGACGAAAGGUGGAAGACAGACUUUCGAAACAUUGUCCUCUACACUUGUCUCUACAACACACAGUUGACGUACAUUCUACAAAGUUUCAAGUUUCACAUAUUUAAUAAGUAUGAGUAAUAGGAAUUAAUGUUCUAGAAAAGUCACGGAUUUUAUCAACUGAGAAUAUGAUCAUAACAAUAUUUAUAACUUUAAUUAAUGUAGAGUGCUUGUCUAACAAUGUUAUAAGAAUUAAUUUUAUUACCUACACCACCAAAGAUUGUGUUUGUCAGCAAGAUUUCUCAAAUAGAUGAAUGUAUUUUGGCAAAAGUUGGUAUUGGACUGUGACCAAACUUAGAAGUGAUUAGUUUUAGGCAGAUCAAGGUCACGAAAAAACAAAGUAUCUGUUAACACGGGGACUGAUUUUUCACACUAUUUUUGCUCUAUAACUCAGUCAAAAACAAUUGGAUUUUGAUGAAACUUGGUGGGCACGUGUAGAAUGUUAUUCCUCAUUAUCCUGCAAAAAAUGGUCUGUGUCCAUUGGUAAUGACAAACAAACACAUUUUUGUAUUUAUUUAGGGCUGAAUUUGAUCAACACUGUGUGGUGAAGGUAUGCGUUGUACUGGGUGCCCCUCUAGUUUAAACUAAAUUUUCAGUGUAUCGUUGGUAGGUAACAGAGAAAGCAAGCACACAUUACUGUGUGACCAGGUUAUAGGGAGAAGAUAUAGUAACAUUUGCCCACCCACAAGGAUAUUUCUUGUACACUUAGAAAAGUAUUUUAAAUAAUUACUUUCAACUUCAGUAGGCUGCAGAUUUAAGACAUUGCUUAUUUGGGAAAAUCAAGUGCUCAAAAUAUAACUGCUGAAUUUAAAAGUUGUCAUUGUUUAAACUACUCGUAUAGAAUGUAAGAUACAUUUUAUCAAAACAAUCAAGGAAAAAUUGUAUUCCAAAUACAAUAGAUACCUAUUUUAAGUUGUUGUUUUUAUUAUAUUUUAAGAUGCAUAAAAAGUGUUUUGGCAACAAAUUUAACCUUCCUUAUGUUUGUUCCUGAAGUUUGUGUAUAUUUUGUUAUCACUUUGAACCAAACAUAUAUAUAUAUAUAUAUAUAUAU
Limulus polyphemus (Atlantic horseshoe crab) is the source of this 4340-nucleotide messenger RNA. Its product is annotated as low-density lipoprotein receptor-related protein 3-like. Lineage: Eukaryota; Metazoa; Arthropoda; Merostomata; Xiphosura; Limulidae. Gene Ontology annotation, molecular function: protein binding. The transcript is spliced from 11 exons. Gene Ontology annotation, cellular component: plasma membrane. Bases 261 to 2291 code for a protein of 676 amino acids. The record is from RefSeq and is a predicted model, not a curated record.